Babesia microti strain RI is the source of this 384-nucleotide messenger RNA. RefSeq lists its product as hypothetical. The coding region runs from base 1 to 384 and encodes 127 amino acids. Gene Ontology annotation, biological process: tubulin complex assembly; post-chaperonin tubulin folding pathway. Lineage: Eukaryota; Apicomplexa; Aconoidasida; Piroplasmida; Babesiidae. Gene Ontology annotation, cellular component: cytosol; microtubule cytoskeleton. The transcript has a single exon. The record is from RefSeq and is a predicted model, not a curated record. Gene Ontology annotation, molecular function: beta-tubulin binding.
AUGGUUGCCCCUGGAUGCUCAACAGAUCCCGUAGUAAUUGAAUUGGGUAGAAAACAUUGCUCAGUUGCCAGGACUAGCAAGGAGUACGAAUCUUACAAAACUGAACUCCUCAACCGUCAAUCCCACCUGGAUCAUCUAAAGGCUUCUGGUGGUGACGAACAUGAUAUCAAGCGUUCCAACGAAUUUCUUGAGGAAACUCAAAUGGUUCUAGCUAAUAGAAAAGAAAUUUUAAUAAAAUAUAUCAAUGAAUUGAAAUCGGCAAUUAUCAAUACCAACCCGGAAUCAGUGGCGAUAGAAUCUAGGGAGUCUAUUAACAAUGCCAUUAAAGCUGCUAAUGACACUCUUUCCAUGCUGAAAGAGGAUUGCCCGGAGUUAUUCGAGUGA